AUGGCCGCAAUGCUCUCGUGGUCUCCAGACAUAGGAGGAGGUGACGAGGAGGAUGUCGGCAUCGGCUCCGGCAAUGAGGGUAGGGGCGGGCGGCGGGCACGACUCCAGCAGCGCAAGCCUAGCGUCGCGGAGCCGAGUGAGGGCCCCGGGACGAAGGAAGCUGAUGUGGUUGCCGUCGAAGAAGGCGAGUGGCGGGCGAGUGACGAAAAUGCAUACCUGCAAAAUGCACAGAUCAUGGCAGAGAAGUUACUCCCACAUGGAUAUCAGUAUGCAGUUAUUGAUUUCCUCUGGUACCGGAAAUAUGUUGAAGGUUCAUACACAGAUUCAUAUGGAUUUGACAACAUUGAUGAAUGGGGUCGACCUUUUCCGGACCUUCAAAGAUUUCCAUCAUCUAGAGUCGAUAGAGGGUUCAGUCAAAUUGCCAGUAAGGUUCAUGGAAUGGGCUUGAAAUUUGGCAUCCAUUUGAUGAAAGGGAUAAGUGUGCAGGCUGUUGAUGCAAACACGCCUAUCUUGGACAUUAAGACGGGAAAACCGUAUCUAGAGGAUGGCCGUCAGUGGACAGCACGAGACAUAGGUCUCAGUCACAGAACUUGUGCAUGGAUGACGCAUGGAUUUAUGAGUGUUAAUACGGAUAUUGGAGCUGGACGGGCCUUCUUAAGAUCUCUUUAUCGACAGUAUGCUGAUUGGGGUGCUGAUUUUGUAAAGGUUGAUUGUAUCUUCGGCACAGAUUAUAGCCCAGAAGAAAUCAUCACUAUUUCAGAGCUAUUGCAAGAAAUUGAUCGUCCGAUCAUCCUGUCAAUCUCACCAGGAACUUCAGUUACUACAGCAUUAGCUGAGAAUAUUAGUGAUCAUGUUAACAUGUAUAGGAUAACUGGAGAUGAUUGGGACAACUGGAAGGAUGUGAGCUCACAUUUUGGUGUGUCAAGUUCCUUUGCUGCUGCUAAGAAGAUUGGUGCCACUGGGUUGCGAGGAAGAUCUUGGCCAGACUUAGACAUGCUUCCAUUUGGAUGGCUUACUGAUCCAAGUGUAAAUCAGGGCCCUCACAGGAAAUGUAACCUUACUCUUGAUGAACAGAAAGCACAGAUGGCACUUUGGUCAAUGGCUAAAUCACCUCUCAUGUAUGGAGGAGAUUUAAGGAAUCUUGACGAUAGUACAUUAAACAUAAUUACCAAUCCUGCUUUGUUGAAGAUAAACCACUAUAGUAGAAAUAACAUGGAGUUCCAUUAUGUGUACAGUAAAAGGACUUCAAAUGAAGAACAUUCUGGUCACUUUAGGUCUCAUCCUGUUCACCUUACCAAGAAUGAUGGCAUGUUUGUCAGUCUCACUGCUUGCAACAACGAUGCAGCUAACGGAUGGUAUAUGUUUCCACAAGAUGGGAAACCAGAUCAUAUAUGCAGGAACUAUGAAAUACUGAAUGAUAAAAAUGUCUCAUUUUGCCUGGGAAAAACAAAACGUCUUCUUGCACCGGAUGUCAUUAUCAUGGACAACAAGGAACACCAAUCAAAGUUUCAUAUUUCAGUUACAAACACUGAUGAUACUUGUUUGGAUGCAUCUGCUGGUCGAAGGCAGACUGCCUCAGAGAUCAGGUUUCCUAUGUUCUCUGCAUGCAGGUGGCAUGCAAAACAGGAUUAUGUGCCACAGUGGAAUCAAGGGGACGAAGGAGGUACUAGUGGAGGUCGUGCAUGGGUUGCAACUGGAAGUAAAGGAGAAAUCUAUCUCGCGUUCUUCAACCUCGACUCCGUGAGCAGGAAGAUGACCGUACAAAUAUCAGAUCUUGGAAAGGUUCUCAAAAGAACUUUUUUGAAAGAACACCUAUGUAGGUGCACUGAAGUUUGGAGUGGAAAGAAUUUUGGCCCAGUGAAGGAAGAGAUUUCAGCAGUUGUCAAUUCGCAUGGCUCCAUGGUGUUUGAAAUCAUAUGUUGA
Miscanthus lutarioriparius is the source of this 1923-nucleotide messenger RNA. Lineage: Eukaryota; Viridiplantae; Streptophyta; Magnoliopsida; Poales; Poaceae. The record is from the annotation of a GenBank genome assembly.